AAAAGUAGGCCAGCCGGGCCCUGUACUGCUGACAGGGAUGGUAAGGACAAAAAAAGAUCCUAGCGAGGGCCAUAGGAGUGCAGGGGGUCUAGGAGAUUAGUGAGCAGCAGAGUAAGCUAGUGGGGUGGUUUGCAGAGUGAUCCGCUGCCGAAAUGGCCACCAAAGUAGUGGAUCUGAUCUACUGGCGGGAUGUGGGGAAGACAGGGCUGGUGUUCACAGGGCUGGUGAUAGGCCUGGCCAGCCUGUUCCAGCUCAGUGCCAUCACCGUGCUGUCCUACCUGUGUAUGGCCAUCAUGUGUCUCACCUUCCCCCUACGCCUCUACUACAAACUCCUAGAGCUGAUACGUAAGAACCCUGAAGGAGUGCACCCCUUCCAGUCUUAUAUAGGAGACGACAGCUCUCUGACAGAUGAGGAGACGGUGUUGGUGGUGGAGGAAGUGGUGCUGAUGAUUGCCUUCGCCAUCACAGAGAUCAAACGCCUGCUCUUCAUCGGCAGCAUCAUGGACUCCAUCAAGUUUGUGUUGCUGCUGUGCGUGUUGGUCUAUGUGGGCAUCAUGACCAACGGACUGACCCUGGUGAUAGUUGGUGUCAUCUGUGUUUUCUCUCUUCCUCUAUUCUACAAACAAAUGCAGGGUCGGAUGAAGAGGAUUGGCAAAGUGGUCAACGGCCUCCUGAGGAAAAUCAAAAGCUUGUUUAAGAGGUUGUGCAGUACACUGAGAUCCUCUACUGCGGCUAAACCUGCUCCAACCACUACCCUGACCCCGGUGCCAGCCCUGGCCCCAAAACACAAACAAAAGUCAAAGUGAUAAGAAAGAGAAAGGGGGAUCUAUGGGAAAAGAGGGGGGUCAUUCAUACAUCUUAUCAGACCACCUGGGAUUAGGGGCUGGGAAACUCUGACAAGGGGGGAGGGGUACAAGGACCUCAUGGGGGUGUGACGGGAGGGGGUACAAGAACCUCAUGGGAGUGUGAGUGUUCUUUGGAAGGCUACUGGUGUUUUAUAUUUCCAUUUUCCCAUUGUGGUGUCUGUGAAUGGGAACAAGAUUUCAAAUCCAGUAUUUGGUGUUGGUACACUAAAGAUGUUUAUAGACAAAUGCAAUGUUUAUAUGGGAGGGAAUUUUCAGUCAAAUCUAAAAGACAACUAGUUCACCUUAGGGGGGGGGGGGUAUAUAUACCACAGAACACUUGCCAUCUUAAGACCACACAGGGUGAACACUGGCCAUCUGACCACAUGCCUUAUAAUUUACUUUGGAAGUGCACUCAAAGCGUAAGAAUGGGUGAAUGGGUGCAUAUUCAAUGAUUGGAGCUUACUGAAAAGUGUCAUUAAACUGCAUUGUUCCCUUUUUCUUGAUUUUUGCUUAAAUUGUUGAAUAAAUGUUGAGUACAUGUUUGAACCUU
Oncorhynchus keta (chum salmon) is the source of this 1395-nucleotide messenger RNA. RefSeq names its product reticulon-1-A-like. Bases 153 to 806 code for a protein of 217 amino acids. The transcript is spliced from 7 exons. The record is from RefSeq and is a predicted model, not a curated record. NCBI's taxonomy places the organism in Eukaryota, Metazoa, Chordata, Actinopteri, Salmoniformes, Salmonidae.